GCGUGGCGUUGCCGGGAAAGGGGCGUGGUCUGCUCAGGGGGCGUGGCCGGGGCCGUUCCAGAAAGCUCCGGGAUCGGGAGCGGCUCCGGGACCGGGACCGGGACCGGGAUCGGGAACCGGACCGAGGGCCAUGUCCCCGCUGAUGUCCCCGCUGUCCCUGUCCCUGUCCCUGCUGGCCCUCGUGGCCUGGGGGGGGUCUCGGGCGCUGCUGCCCCCCGGGGAGCUCCGAGCGCUGUCGGCGGCGGGCAGCCGCUGGGUGGACGCGGAGCUGCAGCGGGCGCUGCAGGGAAUGCACAGGAUGCAGGAGCUGCUGCAGCGCAGCGACCGCGACCACCGGGAGCUGCAGCGAUCCCUGCAGCGGGCGCAGCGCGGCAAGGAGGAAGCGCUGCAGCUGGCGCUGCAGAAGGAGCAGGAGCUGUCGGCGCAGGGCGAGCGCUGCAACGCGUCGGUGCAGGAGCUGUGGCAGCGCUGCAAGCCGUGCCUGCGGCAGCGCUGCGUGCGCCUCUACGCCCGCACCUGCCGCAGCGGCGCCGGGCCGCUCGGGCGCCAGCUGGAGGAGUUCCUGAACCGCUCGUCGCCGCUGUCGGUGUGGCUGGACGGGGAGCGCCUGGAGCGGCUGCGGGAGCGCGACGAGCUCCUGGAGCGGCGGCGGCAGGACCUGGAGCGGCGAUUCGGGAUCCUGGAGGACGGAGUCCAGGAGCUCUUCCCGGACAGCUCCGGGUUCCAGGCCCGCUUCCAGCCCCGCUUCCUGCCCCGCUUCCAGCCCCGCUUCCCGCGGCGCUUCCGGCGCUUCUCCGGCGCCUUCUUCCCGCUCUUCCAGGCGCCGCACAGCGGCUUCCAGCAGCUCUUCCAGCCGCUCUUCCCGAUCCUGGAGGAUCCCCAGGGCGCCUGGGAGAGCCCCUGGGAUGAGCUCGGCACAGAAUCCCGGAAUUUCAGCAACGACAGGAUGGUUUGCCGGGAGAUCCGGCGGAACUCGGCCGGCUGCCUGCGGAUGCGGGAUGAGUGCGAGCAGUGCCGGGAGAUCCUGGCCCUGGACUGCGGGCAGGAGGAGCCGUCGCAGCAGGAGCUGCGGGCGCAGCUGGAGGACGCGCUGCGCGCGGCCGAGCGCUUCUCGCGCCGCUCCGAUUCCCUGCUGCGGGAAUUCCAGCAGGAGAUGCUCAACACCUCGGGCCUGCUGGACCAGCUGAGCCGCCAGUUCGGCUGGGUGGCCCGGCUGGCCAACCGCUCCCUGGGUGACAACGACAACAGCGGCUUCCUGCAGGUCACCACGGUGCUGUCCAGGGCUCCGGACCCCGCGGAUCCGGCGGCGGCGGCGCCCGACACGGAGGUGACGGUGCAGCUCUUCGGCUCGGAGCCGCUGGCGCUGACGGUGCCGGGACACAUCCCGUGGGACGAUCCCAAAUUCAUGGAGCUCGUGGCCGAGCAGGCGCUGCGGCGCUUCCGGGAGAACGCCGUGGAGUAGCCGGGCGCUGCCGCCGCCGCCGCCGCCCCUCCGGAUCCCCCUUCCCGGGGGGAAUCAUUCCCGUUCCCGUUCCCGUUUUCCUGCCAGCGCUGCCCUCCUGACCCUCCCUGCUGCCAACAUGGAAAUAAAAGGAUAAAAGGUAGAGCUCAA
This is a messenger RNA of Taeniopygia guttata (zebra finch), 1612 nucleotides long. The record is from RefSeq and is a predicted model, not a curated record. NCBI's taxonomy places the organism in Eukaryota, Metazoa, Chordata, Aves, Passeriformes, Estrildidae.